This is a messenger RNA of Dovyalis caffra, 1383 nucleotides long. Lineage: Eukaryota; Viridiplantae; Streptophyta; Magnoliopsida; Malpighiales; Salicaceae. The record is from the annotation of a GenBank genome assembly.
AUGAUGGAAAUAGAGCAAGUGGGACCUCAAGAUUGCCAUAUGAAUGGUGGUGUAAGAAAAAUUCUCUUGGGAAAGUACGAGAUGGGGAGGUUGUUAGGACAAGGAAAGUUUGCUAAGGUCUACAGAGGAAAGAAUGUUGUGACCCAAGAAGAUGUUGCAAUCAAAGUGAUGCACAAGGAACAAGUGAAGAAGACAGGAUUAAUGGAGCAGAUAAAGAGAGAAGUCUCAGUUAUGCAUCUUGUGAAGCAUCCAAAUAUAGUGGAGUUGAAAGAAGUGAUGGCUACCAAAUCAAAGGUUUUCUUUGUAAUGGAAUAUGUGAAAGGAGGCGAGUUGUUUGCCAAAAUCAAGAAGGGAGGGCUAAAGGAAGAUCUUGCAAGAAAAUAUUUCCGACAAUUGAUUUUUGCAGUUGAUUAUUGUCACAGUCGUGGCGUUUCUCAUCGCGAUUUAAAGCCUGAAAACUUGCUUUUAGAUGAUAAGGAAGAUUUGAAAGUGUCCGAUUUCGGGUUUUCUGCUUUGCCUGAGCAGAACUGGAAUGAUGGCUUGCUACACACACAGUGUGGCACCCCUGCAUAUGUGGCUCCAGAGGUUCUAAGAAAGAAAGGUUAUGAUGGUGCUAAAGCUGAUAUUUGGUCUUGUGGGGUUAUUCUUUUCGUUCUGCUCUCAGGAUACUUGCCAUUUCGCAAUGAGAACGCAAUGAAGCUGUAUGUGAAGAUUUUAAAGGCUGAAUAUGAGUUCCCACCUUGGAUUUCAAAGGAUGCUAGGAGGUUAAUCUCCUCGCUGCUUGUUGUGGACCCUGAGAAGAGAAUCACAAUCCCUGAGAUAAUGAGAAAUACUUGGUUUCGAGAAGGUCUUACUCAAUCUAUUCCAUCUGCUAGUGAUUUAGAAGAUACUGAAAACGGUGUUAAAAGUGGAGAUCAAGAUGAAUUGUUAGGGAAUAUAGGCUUAAAGCAUUCACCGCCAUUUUAUAAUGCUUUUGACUUCAUAUCUUCAAUGUCAUCAGGAUUUGAUUUAUCUAGUUUGUUUGAGACCAAGAGAAGAAGGGCUUCAAUGUUCACUUCAAAAUCUCCAGCUUCAACCAUCCUAGCAACAUUGAAAUCCGUGGCAAAGAAGUUGAACUUUAGAGUGGCUGUGAGUGAGACAGAAUUUAAGGUAAAAAUGCUAGGAAAAGAGGAGGGACGGAAAGGGAAACUGGCAGUGACGGCAGAAGUGUUUGAGGUGGCAUCCGAGUUGGUGGUGGUCGAGUUCUCGAAAUGCUCCGGUGACACUCUAGAGUACACCAAAUUCUGUGAAGAAGAUGUUAGGCCUGCUCUAAAAGAUAUAGUUUGGAGUUGGCAAGGUGAAAAUGUUGAUUGUCUUGAAGACCAAAUAGGAACAAGUAAUUAG